GGUCGGUGCACCACUCUAUCUAAGCUGAUGCUCUCUGACCGUUCCACCGUGACCACGUUGACCGCGGAUGGUUUGCAUCUCGGGUGUUUGGCGGGAAGCCUGGCUGCAACUCCGCUUGGCACUGCCAGUGUGUGGUGCCAACCUUUUGCAGCGCAUAUCGACCUGGGUGACCUGGAUUGUGGUGGGACGCUUGGGGAAGGAUAUCUUAGGGCCGGUGACCCUGUCGAGCAGCGUGAACAACGUGCUCGGCACCUCUGUGGUGGGCGGUCUGAGCGUCGGAGUGUCCACCUUGGCCUCCCAGGCCUAUGGAGCUGGCAAUGACCUGGCCAUGGCCUUGGUACUUCAAAGGGCGAUCAUGGUUACCCUUCUGGGCUCGAUCCCUUGCGUGAUCCUUUUGGCAUUGAUCAGGCCGAUCCUAGAGAUGCUGGGCAUGGAGCCACACUUUUGCAGCGUGGCCGGCGGCUACGCGCUGACGGUUCUUCUGGUGACGCCCUUCAUGGGUUUGCAGCGGUCGAUUGGCACCUGGCUGGUGGCGCAGAAGAACAACCAUCCCAGGAUGAUUGUGAUUCUGAUUGCCUUGCCUGCUCACACGGCGCUGACGGUGUCCCUGACCGGCCGCUGGAGCUACUUGGGCGCGGGCGUCGCCAUGACGCUGAGCACCGGCAUGCAGGCGAUCCUGAUCUAUCUCUACAUCUCCUUCUCUUCGACCUGCUCAAGGACCUGGCGCGGGUUCAGCUGCGAAGCCUUCAAAGACUGGGGGCCUUUCUUGGAGAUCGCUCUGCCAGGGGUUUGGAUGAACACGGAGUAUUUUGUGGGAGAAUCCUUGACGCUGGCGGCGAGCAUGCUGCCGGAUCCUGACACGUGCUUGUCCGCCUUGUCCAUCUACCAGCUCACUCAGACGACCUGCUAUCAGAUCCCCAGUGGCCUACGCAUGGUCAUCAGCUCACGCCUCGGGAACCAACUGGGCGCCAACCAGCCGGAGGAGGCCGCGUUGGGCGAACGUGCCGGGCUCCGGCUGGUCCUGUUGUGGUUGACCAUUCCAGCAGUGCUACUGCUGGUCUUCACCCGGCAGUGGGGAUUGCUCUUCACCCAGAACGAGGCCGUGCUACACUUGCUGGACACCUUGGUUUGGCUUCUGCUCAUGUACAGCAGCCUGGACGCCCUCCAGGCCUACAACAACGGGACCUUGGCCUCGUGCGGGCAGCAGCAGAUCAGCGGCCGCUGGGCGCUCCGAGCCUAUCUGGGCGUCAGUCUCCCCGUGGGGCUGCUUUUGGCCUUUGCUUUUCGCUGGGGUGUGGUGGGUCUAUGUGCUGGGCACUGUCUGGGCAAACUCUGCCACGUUGUCCCCUGCUGGCGUGCGCUGAAGCGCAUCGACUGGGAGGCGGAAGCCAAGCGGGCAGCGGAGCGUGUGGAGCAUGUUCGGCCCAUGAGUGUGGCGCUUGUACGCUGAGCAUUUUCAGGGGCCUUCCGGACGUCCCCAACAAGGGACGACCAGUCCCUCUGGUCCUGAACCGUGCUUCCGUGCGCGGAAAGAAGGGGCUUUCGGUGCGGUGAUCGGAU
Messenger RNA from Durusdinium trenchii, 1560 nucleotides. Lineage: Eukaryota; Dinophyceae; Suessiales; Symbiodiniaceae. The record is from the annotation of a GenBank genome assembly.